AUCCAUUCCUUUUCCACCAUCCUAGUCACUCGUUUACCCCAAUUCUACAAGCCAAUAAUAAUUCAGACCUAAUACCAUUCUCACAAAACCAAAAACCAAAAAUCAUCAACAAUGUAUUCAAUACUUCUUCUCGCCAGCCUCGCCAGCCUAGCUGCCGCCCAAAACAAAGCCUCAACCACCAUCCUCAUGCCCUGGAUAGGCGGCGACAUACCCAACGGAAGUCCUCUAACCGACAUAUCCGCCUCCAUCAUCAGUGCCAACCCCACCGCCACAACCGUAUCCCUAAAGUGCGCCGCCCCCACCGUCGACUGCGGUCUCUUCCCCGCCGAGGUCUACGUCUUCGGGCCCUCCACUUACAACAUCAACAUGGGUGACCCGAGCCCCGAAGCCGACUUCACGGGAACCAUGGACUGCGUGAUUGCCAAGAGCGCCGUGUGCAAGGAGAGUGCGAGUGGGACGGAGGCAAAUUUCCCGGGCAGCAGUACCGAGACGUAUGAUGCGGACGAUGUGGCUACGGUUGGGUUGGUGGUUACGGCUGGGUUGGAGAAGUUGGAUUUCAAGGUUGAGGCUAGUACGACGGUGGAUGGAAAGAGUUCUGCUACUUCGACGGCGGUGGGUGGAUCUGCUGGAUCGAUGUCUUCGGCACAGCUUCCUGCUAGCACGAGCGUGAGUGUGACGGGUAGUGCGGCGACGCCGGCUGCUACGGGUGCGGCUGUUGUUAAUACUGUUGGUGGCGGACUUUUGAGUAUUGCCGCUGGUUUACUUGGGGGACUGCUACUGUAGUGCGAAUGCAGUUGCGAUUGCUAUAGGUCUACGAUUAGCUGACUAUACACGUACUGAAACCCGUACUGAAUCUUAUGUACCAAAUACUAUAGGGACAUUCACA
Pyrenophora tritici-repentis Pt-1C-BFP is the source of this 886-nucleotide messenger RNA. Its product is annotated as FAP multi-domain protein. The record is from RefSeq and is a predicted model, not a curated record. Lineage: Eukaryota; Fungi; Ascomycota; Dothideomycetes; Pleosporales; Pleosporaceae.